This is a messenger RNA of Penicillium pulvis, 1458 nucleotides long. Its product is annotated as Zn(II)2Cys6 transcription factor. The record is from RefSeq and is a predicted model, not a curated record. Gene Ontology annotation, cellular component: nucleus. The transcript is spliced from 3 exons. Gene Ontology annotation, molecular function: transcription cis-regulatory region binding; zinc ion binding; DNA-binding transcription factor activity, RNA polymerase II-specific. Gene Ontology annotation, biological process: positive regulation of transcription by RNA polymerase II. NCBI's taxonomy places the organism in Eukaryota, Fungi, Ascomycota, Eurotiomycetes, Eurotiales, Aspergillaceae. The coding region runs from base 1 to 1458 and encodes 485 amino acids.
AUGUCGACCCGCUCAUCUCAGGGAUGCUGGACGUGCAAGCGCCGUCGCAGGGCCUGCGAUAAGGCGCGUCCGACAUGUCAGAAUUGCACGCAGCGGGGGCUUGACUGCGAAGGCUAUGAGGUACGAUUGCGCUGGGGAAGUGGCAUUGCCUCCCGUGGUCAGUUCACGGGGGCAGAUAAGCCAUUGAAGGAGAGUGUCCCGUCGAGGCCGAAGGGUCGUCAACGAGAUCUCAAGAGGGAAAGAAAGAAACUAGACGCAUCGCCUAGUGAUACUGGCCAAUCAACCAGUCCUGGGAAUUCAAGUUCGAGUCUUGAUGAGUCUCCGAGAGAUGAUUACGCCAUGGUUCCUAAUCCCGAGAAAAACCUUUCGCUUCGCUUAGAGAGGUCUAAACAGGACGAGGCCUUGUUCAAUGAAUUUCUGAAUGGUGGUAUCAACGUACUGCAUUCCACCACUGCCCAAGAAGGGAUGUUGCAACCUCGACUACCUCAACUGUGUCAAGAGUCCAGUGCCUUGUAUACAAUAUGUUUGGCCUUCCAACUUUCUCUAUCAUCCUAUCAAUCACCUCUAUUCUUCGAAUACUUCGACGCAGCACUAAGAGAGUUUCGAUCCGAACUGGCCCAAAGCACCAUUCUAUCGGAUGCGACCCUGACAGCAGGACUACUGCUGUGUAGCAUUGGCCUGAUGCAUGGUUUACCGUGGACUGUCCAUCUGGAAGGAAUGCACAAUAUAUUACAAAGCCAUGGCCUAGCCGAUAGACAUCGCACAGCCGCACAGACUCCAUUUCGUACUCACUUAGUGGAGGUAAUGGGAGUAAUGGACCUGCCCUUCUUCUCGGUUGGUCGUCAGACCCCCUGUAUCGGAAUUUGGCGCCGCUACUGUCAGCCCAUUUUACCCAGAGAAGGAGUUGAGCCCGUGAGUGGCUUGCCCCGAGCUCUGGUGGACCUAUUCGCCGGUAUCUGCAUCGAUACGACAGAACAGAGUUUCUGGGAUUGGCCCGGCGAGCCGGGAAACUUCCUUCACUGCUAUCUAUGGGAAGCCUAUCGCUUAGCUGGGAUCUUGACUCUCCGUCGUCAUGCACGAGCGGAAGAACGUCAAUCGCGAGAUAUGCGGAAUUUUUCGGCGUGGCGUCAACCUAGUGCGUGCCCUGCUGAUGCAACUGUUCUUGUAACUAGGAUCCUGGCGAAUAUUGAUGCACUUCGGCUUGCGUGUGUUGAGCGCCCGGCUGAGGAAUCGUUUAUAAAAAAUGCAAUUCAAUUCCCUAUUGUUGUUGCUGGAUUGGAGGUUGCGAUACUAUGCCAGAAUCCACAGUGGCAGCAUACUAUUCGGAAAUGCAUGCUUGGUACUCGACAGGAUGAGAUCUUGUACGAUUUGCUACAGGAGAUGUGGCAGAAGAAUGAUCCAAUUCUUAGUAUUGAUAGUUUAGCGAGAGCAAGGGGAGUGGAAAUGGGUUUAUUAUGA